Molecule: messenger RNA, 2395 nt
Organism: Hylaeus volcanicus
Lineage: Eukaryota; Metazoa; Arthropoda; Insecta; Hymenoptera; Colletidae
Gene: Rep
Product: rab proteins geranylgeranyltransferase component A 1
Exons: 11
Coding region: 322-2109 (595 amino acids)
Biological process (GO): intracellular protein transport; small GTPase-mediated signal transduction; vesicle-mediated transport
Cellular component (GO): nucleus; cytoplasm; cytosol
Molecular function (GO): GDP-dissociation inhibitor activity
Source: RefSeq, a predicted model, not a curated record
AGGUGUGCCAGAUGCCACUCUGCUUGUAGCCCUCUAGUUGUCUUUCGCGAGAUUAUAUUUCAACGAAUCAGCAGUGUGUUUCAGUGUGUUCGGUUACAAACGGCGUCCUGUUCUGUCAAAUUGAAGUUUUGAGUGUGCCGUGAAUGGUCGUGAACCAGUGAAAGUUUCGAACGAUAGACAAACGACGGAAGUGGUCUUUCACUCAGUGGAAUUUAUUGACUCCAGUAGGAAUGAAUUGAUUUCUUAUACGUUCUAUCAGAAGCAUUUACAAUUAUUUGUGUUCGCAACCCUUUAUUUUAUUGGAAUUUGUAACUGGAAGCCAUGGAAGACGAUCUGCCGACUAAGUACGAUGUCAUCGUCGUGGGGACGGGUAUGACUGAGUCCAUCGUCGCAGCUGCCGCAAGUAGAAUCGGUAAAAAAGUCCUUCACCUAGACAGUAAUGAAUAUUAUGGUGGCCUUUGGGCAACAUUCAAUUUCGAUGGUCUACAAAAAUGGAUAGAGGACUUGAAAGUUCCCAAAAACAAUACCAUAGAUGUGUCUGGACUAGAUUUAGAAGAUGGCGAAAAAUUUCUUAAAGCCAGCGAUCAAUAUUCUACUGUCAAAAACAUUGAAGAAACCUGGUACAUUUCAAAUGAAGCUGAUUUGCCAGUGGUAUCCUCGAAAGACACUCAGACUGAUAGUACUGGUGAUGGCACUGGUAGUAGUGAUGAAAAAGCAGAUGGUGAUAAAGUUGAAAAAAAAGAGAAUGUAAAACAGUGGAGUAUAGAUCGUAUAAGAAUGGAAUACAGAAAAUUCAAUAUUGAUCUGGCACCAAAGUUGCUGUUUGCACGAGGCGAACUUGUUGAAUUACUGAUCUCCAGUAAUAUUUCUCGUUAUACGGAAUUUCGAUCAGUAUCCAGAGUGGCUACAUUUAUGGAUGGAAAACUUACACAAGUACCUUGCUCAAGGGCUGAUGUAUUUGCAAAUAAAACUGUUAGUCUUGUCGAGAAAAGAAUGCUCAUGAAACUACUCACUUCUUGCAUGGUGCAGGGUGCUGAUAGUCCAGAGUUUGAUGGAUUCCAGGACAAGACCUUCUUAGAAUACUUAAACACGAAGAAUUUGACACCAAUUGUGCAACAUUACAUUGUUCAGGCAAUUGCAAUGGCCACUGAAAAGACUUCAUGUAGAGAUGGUGUUAAUCGCACAAAGCAUUUUCUGAAUAGUCUUGGUCGAUAUGGAAAUACACCUUUUCUUUGGCCUAUGUAUAGUAGUGGCGAAUUGCCUCAGUGUUUUUGCAGAUUGUGUGCGGUAUUUGGAGGAGUGUAUUGUUUGAAGAGGCAGCUUGAUGGCGUAGUAAUAGAUAACGACAAAUGUAAAGCUAUCAUCAGUGGCAAGCAGAGAUUAACUUUAGAACAUUUGGUUGUUGGUCAAGGUCAUCUACCACCAGAAAUUGUGGCUUUCGAAGGAGAGCAACGGAUAUCACGUGGAGUAUUUAUCACGGACAGGUCAAUUAUGCAAGGUGAAAAAGAGAAUUUGACACUUUUAUAUUAUCCUCCAGAAGAACCCGGUCAAGAACCUAUUACCCUGAUUGAAUUGGGACCAUCUACAAAUGCUUGUCCUCAAGGGCUAUUUAUGGUUCACAUGACAUGCAAGCGAACGACGAAUGCAAAGGAAGACUUGGCUUACGUUGUCAAUAAAUUUUUAAAAGCAGAACCAUUCGAUCCAUCAGCCAUUCGUUCAUCCAUUCAUAGCCAUACACAGACUGUUUCCCCAGAUAAGAGACACCUUCAGGAAGGUAGCGAAACUGACAAAGAAGAGGCUUCGGAGAAUCCAAAGCCACAAGUAUUAUGGUCUUUGUACUUAAAUUUACCCGCAAGUGAUAUUAAGUUAAACGAUUCUGCGCCAAGUAACCUCCACCUCUGUUCAGGUCCGGAUUUGGAACUUGACUUCGACUUUGCAGUCCAUCAGGCAAAAAGCAUUUUCAAGGCUAUGUAUCCCGAAGAAGAUUUCCUUCCGCGAGCACCAGAUCCAGAAGAGAUCGUACUAGAAGAAGCACCAGGACCAAAGUUUGAGGGAGAUAUAGAGGUUGAAGAAAAACAGGAUGUUGAGAAAGCUGAAAAAGAGGAAUAAUUGAUCUUUUAUCGUCUUUUCAACCCGAAAAUAUAGGCCAACUCCCUUAGCCGCACACCUCGUCCUAUCCAAAGUUACACGCGCCUUCUUACGUUUGAUAGUUGGGUAAUUUUUAUUCGAACAAUUGAAGAACUAAUUUUUAUAUAAUAUUGAAUCGUCAUAGACAAUGCUAACGUUACAUCAAGUAAUCUUAAUUUAAAUUAAUCUUUAAAUAAUUCUCCAGUGGUAAAAUAAUUUGAUUUAUAUCUAUAUAAGUGUUCAAAAUAUUAUUUCAUUUAGCACUCUU